Molecule: messenger RNA, 5328 nt
Organism: Athalia rosae (coleseed sawfly)
Lineage: Eukaryota; Metazoa; Arthropoda; Insecta; Hymenoptera; Athaliidae
Product: RUN and FYVE domain-containing protein 2
Exons: 12
Coding region: 1098-3239 (713 amino acids)
Cellular component (GO): cytoplasm
Molecular function (GO): metal ion binding
Source: RefSeq, a predicted model, not a curated record
AGAAAAAAUAUAACAAUAACAAGCGAAAGUAUGCUCUGAACGACCAAUAACUCAAAAAUUACAUUUUCCUGUCAUCCGCUACUGUUACAUAAUCACCGCCCUGACGAACAAAAUUUGUCGUAAAGGUACGCUUAAAAACGUUUGGUAUUCGCUCGUCUCAAUUGUUCAAUCUGUGGUUCGCCGCUGACUUGGCUGGAUAAAUCAGUUGUCAGUUGUAUCUGUCAAAAUCUGGACUAAAAAAGUGAAAUGCGCACGAUGAUUUUGAUUUUGUUGUGAAAACGAUAUGGCUGAUGUUUCGAUUUUCAUAACUCGGCGACCGUUAUUUUCAACCUUACCGACCAAUCAAAAGCCACCGUGAGGUUCAAAAUUCCACCAACCAGAAGCAGCACUUCUAGCGUCAGAGUUGGCGGGAUUAUUGAUUAUCGUAGGUGGAAGCAAAGUCGGUGCAACAAUCAAUAAUCGCCGUUGUUUUUCGCCAUUUUCACUCAGCGUUGCGCCGUCUGAGUGCAUGGAGUAUAUUUAAGCAACAUUUCGCAUUCAUUGCGCUCUAUAUCGUUCACGUGUUACGAUGAUACGAAUUUUUACCGAUUAAUAACAGUGCGCCGCUUCUCAGUGAAUCGUUGUAGCGUCGAAUUGGUGGGUUUCUACCGAUCAAAUUUUAUUCAUCGGUCACCCAGUUGCUACAACAAAGUUAAUGACAAACAACGACGCACAAAAUUAUGACAUUGUAAGCGGAGUGUGGACCAAGACAUAUCAGUAGCGGAAAAAGUGAAUCAUAUUUCCGCCAAGCGGCGAAAGUUAAUCGCAAAAUAUCAAAACUUUCGCAUCAUACGUGAAAACAGACCCGGAAAAUUGACUCAGCGAACGAUCGCGAAAAAUAAAAUUAGCGGAAUCCAUCCCCGGGAGAUUCAUUCCGGAGAUAUAGUUACGGACCGAACUCAUCGUUCGGUGGAUAUAAGUAAGAGGAUCCGUACAAGGGUAUUGAGAAAAGGUGGUGUCGAAGAGCAGGUGGCGUGACGUAAUAAACCCCCAAUUCGAAGCCGGGCAUCGAGUAUCAGCUGGUCGAUAUAAGGGAGGCAGAGGGCGCCUUAGAACCUAUGCGACAAGAAUCCCAAGCCGGUGUGAAGCUGAGGCCGCUGAGCGAUCAUCAUCACGGUGGAGGAGAAGGUGGAGGCGGAGGAGUCAUGAUUGACCAAGACAUGGCCGGGGCUCAAGAUACGAUCUAUCUUUGCAAUUUUCGAGUGUCCGUCGACGGGGAGUGGCUCUGUUUGAAGGAACUUCAGGACGUCGAGUUCUCCAUGCAGGAGUCGAUGCAACGAUCACCGUCACCACCAUUGCCGCUUAGCGGUACAGACUACCACCAUCACGAUCAACAUCAUCACCAUCGACACGAAACUCCUUCGCUUUGCGACGCACUCAUGUCCAGUUCGCCACCAUUGCCACUCUUCUCCAGCUUCUUGUCACGAGAUCCAGUGAUUAUCGAAAGGAGUAACCUAGUCAAUAUUUCAAAGUUAAUAGUAAAGGAGCUGAUCGAGACCUCUUUAAAAUAUGGACGUAUGCUUGACUCGGAUCACAUGCCGUUGCAACAUUUUUUCAUCGUUCUCGAACAUGUUCUGAGGCACGGUCUUCGGCCCAAAAAGGGACUUCUUGGCCCCAAAAAGGAAUUAUGGGACAUUCUACAACUCGUUGAAAAAUAUUGUUCAGAAGCACAAGACAUCACAUCGAGUAUCCGCGAUUUGCCAACCGUUAGGACUGCGAUGGGCCGAGCACGUGCGUGGUUAAGAAUGGCCUUAAUGCAAAAAAAGUUGGCGGAUUACCUCAAAGUGCUCAUAGACCACAAGGAUGACAUUCUUUCGGAAUACUUUGAACCGGACGCAUUAAUGAUGAGCGAAGAAGCCAUUGUCGUGAUGGGCUUACUGGUUGGCCUUAAUGUUAUAGACUGUAACUUCUGCGUCAAGGAAGAAGAUUUGGACUGUCAACAAGGAGUUAUCGAUUUUUCAUUGUACUUAAGAAGCAGUAAUCACAUUCCCGGGGAAUCUCCAGACGAUGAACUAGAGAACGACAACAUGACGACUGUUUUGGACCAGAAGAAUUACAUCGAGGAAUUGAACAGGCAUCUGAAUGCAACUGUAACGAAUCUACAAACGAAAGUUGAAUCGCUUACUACGACGAAUGCCCUGAUGAAAGAAGAUCUCGCGAUUGCGAAAAAUAAUAUCCUAUCGCUUCACGAUGAAAAUAGACAGCUGAAAAAAGAACUGGGUAUCGAGAUUAAGGAUCCGAAUGAGAACGGUAAGGCACCCGUUAAAAUCACCGAAACUACCUCGGAAAUCGAGGAGCUGAGGAGUAGACUUGAGAUGGAAAAAAAACAGAAACUUGAGGCGGAAAAAGAACUAGAUUUACAGGUCAGCAUGAAAUCGGAAAUGGAAGUGGCGAUGAAAUUAUUGGAAAAAGACAUCCACGAGAAACAAGACACCAUAAUAUCUCUGAGACGGCAAUUAGAUGACAUCAAAUUGAUCAACUUGGAGAUGUACAAAAAACUACAGGAGUGUGAGGACUCGCUUAAGUAUAAGACAGAACUGAUAUCAAAGCUGGAAGCUAAGGCACUAUCCAUGACUGAGACUAUCCAGAAAAUGGAUGAAAAAUGCAGGGAAUUGGAGGGCAUUAAAUCAGGAGCCGAGGAAAGGGCUCGAGUCGUUGGAGCGGAAGCUGCUCUACGCGAAGCUCGAGCCUCCGGAAUUGAGGGUGAACUGAGGAUAGAACGGGAGUGGAGGACUGCGCUGCAAGGGGCGUCAGUCAAGGACCGUGAAAAAAUUUCACAGCUUCGUCAAGAGGUCGAUCAACUGAAGCAAGUUGGCGAGAAAUUCUUGGCAUUGCAAGAGGAGCAUUUCGCGCUCAAGGAAAUUUGCACGGAACAAGAACGUACGCUCGAAGAACUCGGCGGUCAAUUAAGUACGGCAAAAUUAGCCGCUGUGGAAUUAAGGGAGGCUGCUGACAGCGCCCAGCAAUCGCAACAGGACGGAACUGCACCCUGGGCAAACGAUCGGCUUGUUACUCAGUGCAAACAGUGCAGUCGUGAUUUCAACAUCGCUCGUAGAAAGCAUCACUGUCGCAACUGCGGGGACAUUUUUUGCAAUGCAUGCAGCGAUAAUUCAAUAGCAUUGCCGAAUUCAACGAAACCAGUUCGAGUGUGUGACGAAUGCCAUGUAUUCUUGGUCGGACGGUAUUCGCUGAUGCCGUAACAUCACCUUCGCUGAAUAAUGUGCGCACAACGGACGUCUGCAUGUUCUGUCGUUUCAUAGAAAAACUAAAAACAUGAUCAAACUAUUUGUCGAAAAUCAACCAAAGCGCGAUAGAUAAAUCACACAUAUCGCCCCGAUUUUCAAACCGCCUUUGUAAUUUUUGAUACUUUGUAAGUCUACCUGUAAUAUAACUAUAUGAUAAUGAAAACUUUGUGCUCGAUUCAAACAUUCUACAACAGAAAAUAUAAUUUUAUAAUGUAAAAUUGAUUUGUAAUUGAUGAUUGUCGUCAACUAUGAAGUACCGUGGAGUUGGUCGGUCAGAAUUAAAGAAAUACAUUUCACCGAUGAUUUUAUAAACUAUGUUUCUACGUGCUGAUAAUUAUGACGAUGAAAAUUUGAUAUCGUGUAUUUCGCGUUGAAAUUCAGAAAAAUUUCAGUCUGAAUUUCUAUAAUCAUUGUAAUGAGAAUCAUCCAUCGUAGACACGCUAGAUUAUUGUAUGAAAAAUUUUUAACGAAAAAUCGAUGCGCUUCGGUGAUUGUUAAUGCUUCAAAAAAUCUGGCUGAACCGAUUAUCGUAUUUAAACUGUAAGAAAAUUGUUGUGUUCUCGGAAAUAAUUUAGAUACUGGACUGAUUUCUAUCAGAUUAUUCUAUUGAAUCGUCCGCACCUGAUUCGGAUCGAUUUCAAUUACAGCCUCGCUGCAGAGUAAAUGUUUCAUUAGUUACACAAAUUUCGGUGCUUCAAAUUGUUAACGGACACCGAACUACAUGGAAGUUGUGGAUACUGCAAAAAAAGUGAGCGAAUAAUUCUUGACAUACAUACAUACAUUGUUCAAGUAUGUUCACAAAUAAUUUACUACGUGUAACAUUCACGGACAUACCGUGAGUACAAUAACACGAUUUGUACGAAAUCAGUUGUUAACGCAUUUCGAUCCUGUGAAAUCUGGACGAAAUCGGGAACAGUAAAUUCCAUUAUUGACGUCCGCGCGAAUCUACGAGGUGCAAAUGUUUAUAUAUUCCACCGAAUCUCGUGGUCGCCCAUUCGAUGCUCUGAAAUGGAUUGCUUUGAAAUCUAAACAACGGUGGGUAUAGCCGAUAACGCAGAGUAGAUUCACCCUGAAAAUCUCUACAAAAGUUUUCAACUAUAAAUCAAAACGGAUAACGAUUAACUCAUGACAGGUGAUGCCGGGCGAUGUCACGUAUACCUGUAGUGUGUGUGUUCAGAAUACCGCGAAGUGCAGUCGAUCACGGAUAGCCGGAAAAAGUGUCAGCCGAUUGGCAUAAAUGGUUCGUCGGUACUCGCAUACAUUUGUGUCAUUCAGCAGUUAUUAUUCGAUAGUUUGCUAGUUCCGGUUCGAAUUUUGAAAAACCUUUGACAUUUGAUUGACAAAAAGAACAAUCGGAGGUGAUGAUUUUGUUCUGGAAAUUCUCAGUUCGUCGGUAUUAGUGGUCACCGAAUCGAUGUCGCGCCAUUCAAAGUAUGCGGCUCGGCUCUACCCUUUGUUCCACACCGUUCAUCGCUGAGUUGAUUUCGAAAUAGCAAUACACUCGUCUACAUAUACCUCCUACCCCUUUAUGUGCUCACGGGUAACGUUGGUUCGGGAACAAUACCCUGAAAAAUUUCCCUCCGAAACAUUGUGAAUUCGAAAUUUAUCCAAAUGACAAAUGCUAAUUUAAUACCUUUAUGCUUUCAUGACGAGCAAUCAAUUCAACCGAUCUAUAAAACAUCGGUCCCACCUAUCGACAAUAUAUUCAAAAAUAGGACGCAGGCUUGCUUUCCUGAAAAUCAUACACGUGAGAAGUACAUGCGCGUAUUCUGCCUCGGCCCCGAUCAGACAGAUCACAGGCCACACCAAAGUCCAGGGGUUCCCCCCCCCCCCCCCCCCCAUUGUACAGUAAUUAAAUGUAUGAUAUGAUCAUUACGUAAAUAAUUGCAACCUGUAUAAUCAGAUGAUUAAGUUUAUAUUUGUAGCAAACAAACCGUUGCUUUAUUAUAAAUAACGAUGAGAUUACAAGAGUUAUGUGAAUUAUGUUAACCAAUUAAUAAGAAUAAUUGAUUGUAUUGGAAAUAGAAGAUUUGUUAUAACGCAA